CUGUCACUUUGCAGCUGCAGCAGCUUUACCGGUGCGGCGCAGGACUAGCACGGAGAGAUUGGGUUGUUUCUUCUUGUUGUACACAUUACUGUAGAUUUAUAUAAUCAACGGACGUGUAGAAGAGGAUUCAUUUUCAAGCAACGUUCUCGUACAAUACAUUUGCGGCUCAGUUAUAUUUUUUGAGCACGCUGGUAGAGAAGUAUUAAAAUAAUUCGCGUUACAUGCACAUUUUUUUGAAUAAACUGGCUUGCGCAUCCAAUUAGUUCGUACCAUUAUAUAGCAAGCAACUAACGAAAGGUACCGAAGAUCGUCUUCUACACAAAAAAGAAAGGAGGCGUCUCUUAGGAGGGAAGGAGCUGUCAGAGUUAUUAUUUUCAUUGAAACAGAGUCGGGCUAAGCUGGACCGUUUCAACAGCGAACGAGAGAGAGAGACAAUAAAGGCUGCUAUAUUGCAGCAAAUUAUAGUCUGUCUCCUCCCGCCUGUCUCGGUCCGUGUUACUGCGUGCUGAGUAACAGUACAGUGGAGCUGCAUUCUCUGCGCUGAAUAAUCCUCCUCAUCGCAUCCCGAAAAACAAUGGAUCAGGGGAGAGGAGCACAGAGUCCGGACAGCCUCGACUUCACAGUGGAGAACGUGGAAAAGGCCUUGCACCAGCUGUACUACGACCCCAACAUAGAGAACAAGAACCUGGCUCAGAAAUGGCUGAUGCAGGCCCAGGUGUCCCCUCAGGCCUGGCAGUUCAGCUGGGUCCUGCUCUGCCCGGAUAAGGUGCCGGAGAUCCAGUACUUCGGCGCCAGCGCUCUGCACACCAAGAUCUCCCGCUACUGGAACGAUAUCCCUGCAGAGCAGUACGAGAGCCUCAAGAGCCAGCUCUUCAGUCAGAUUGCGCGAUUCGCCUCCGGGUCCAAGAUUGUACUGACCCGGCUGUGUGUGGCCCUGGCCUCACUGGCGCUCAACAUGAUGCCCGAAGCCUGGCCGGUGGCUGUCAGCGACAUGGUCAAGAUGUUCCAGACGGAGAGCUCCGAUGUGGACGGGCGAGUCCGCUGCUUGGCUCUGCUGGAGCUGCUGACCGUGCUGCCUGAGGAGUUCCAGACCAGCCGGCUGCCACAGUACCGCAAGGGGCAGGUCCGCAACGCCCUGGGGCAGGAGUCCGGGGCCGUAUUCCCCCUCCUACUGCAGCUCCUCCAGCAGCAGGACUCGCCCAGCUUCAUCAAGCAGAAGGUGCUCAAGUGCUUCUCCAGCUGGGUGCAGCUGGACGUGCCGCUGUUGGACUGCGAGAACCUGAUGCAGGUGGCGUUCUCCUCGCUGCAGGACCCCGAGCUCUUCGACACGGCCGUGGAAGCCAUCGUCAACUCCAUCUCCCAGCCUGACUCGCAGAGGUAUAUGAACACUCUUCUCAAGCUGAUCCCGCAGGUCCUGCAGCUCCAGGAGCAGCUCCGGCAGGCAGUGCAGAGCGGAGACAUGGAGACCUCGCACGGGAUCUGCCGCAUCGCUGUGGCGCUCGGGGAGAACCACUCCAGAGCACUGCUGGAGCAGGUGGAACACUGGCAGAGCUUCCUGGCGCUCGUCAACAUGAUCAUGUUCUGUACAGGCAUCCCGGGACACUACCCUGUCAACGAGACCACCAGCUCCCUCACACUUACCUUCUGGUACUCUCUGCAGGAUGACAUCAUGUCUUUCGAGGCCAACAAGCAAGUGGUUUACAUGCAGGUGUACCGGCCCGUCUACUUCCAGCUGGUGGAUGUGCUGCUGCACAAGGCGCAGUUCCCUUCCGAUGAGGAGUACAGCUCCUGGUCCUCCGACGAGAAGGAGCAGUUCAGGAUUUACAGGGUUGAUAUCUCCGACACACUCAUGUAUGUGUACGAGAUGCUGGGAGCAGAGCUGCUGAGUAACCUGUAUGACAAACUGGGACGCGUCCUGACCAGCACGGAGCAGCCCGCAUCUUGGCAGCACACAGAGGCCCUCCUGUACGGCUUCCAGUCCAUCGCAGAGACCAUCGAUGUGAACUACUCUGACGUCAUCCCCGGCCUCAUCGGGCUCAUCCCCAGGAUCAACAUCAACAACGUGCAGCUGGCAGACACCGUCAUGUUCACCAUCGGGGCCCUGGCAGAGUGGCUGGCGGACCACCCUGUCAUGAUCAGCAACGUCCUGCCGCUGGUGCUGCACGCGCUGGGUAACCCGGAGCUCUCCAUCUCCAGUGUGUCCACACUCAAGAAGAUCUGCCGGGAGUGCAAGUACGACCUGCCGCCCUACGCAGCCAACAUCGUCGCAGUGUCCCAGGAGGUGCUGAUCAAACAGAUUCACAAGACCAGUCAGUGUAUGUGGCUGAUGCAGGCGCUGGGGUUUCUGCUGUCAGCACUGCCAGUGGAGGAGAUCCUGAGGAAUCUGCAGUCCCUCAUCUCCCCCUACAUCCAGCAGCUGGAGAAGCUAGCCAGUGAGACGCCCAACCCUUCCAAUAAGCUGGCGAUCAUUCACAUCCUGGGUCUGCUGUCCAACCUGUUCACCACGCUGGACAUCACGCGCCACGACGACGACUCUGGGGAGGGCAGUGAGGUCAAGAAGAAGCUGGUCGAGCCUGGGCCCAACCCGGUGGUGGUCGUGCUUCAGCAGGUCUUCGCUCUCAUACAGACGGUGCUCAGCAAGUGGCUCAAUGACUCCCAGGUGGUUGAGGCGGUGUGUGCGAUCUUUGAGAAGUCUGUGAAGACGCUGCUCCAUGAUUUCACCCCCAUGGUCUCUCAGCUGUCGGAGAUGCUCGGGCAGAUGUACAGCACCAUCCCUCAGGCCUCCGCACUGGACCUCACUCGCCAGAUGGUCCAUAUCUUUGCCAGUGAGACUGAACACUUCCCACCAAUCGAAAUGCUCUUCCAGCUGGUUACUACGGUAACACUCUCCAUUUUCCAACAAGGGCCCAGGGAUCAUCCUGAUAUUGUUGAUUCAUUUAUGCAACUCCAGGCGCAGGCUCUCAAAAGGAAACCUGAAUUGUUCUUGUCUGAGAAUCUUGAUGUGAAGGCUGUGUUUCACUGCGGAGCCCUGUCCCUCAAGUUCCCAGAGGCACCCACAGUGAAGGCCACCUGCCUCUUCUUUACGGAGCUGCUGCCUCACUGUGGAGACGUCCCUCCCAUCGGGCAGGUGGUGCAUGAAGAUGGCAAGCUGCUGCUGCAGGCUGUGCUAGAGGGGAUCGGAGGCCAGUGUUCCCGGACCCUGGUUGACCAGUUUGCAGAGAUCCUGUUUGCUCUGCACAAGCACUGCUUCAGCUACCUGUCGCUGUGGCUCAAGGAGGUGCUGCAGCAGCCAGGCUUCCCUUCCUCACGCAUCACCCAAGAGCAGAAAAACACCUUCACCCAGCAGAUCCUCAGGUACUCCCUCCACUCCCUCUCCAUUCCCCUUGCACAGUCAUCCAGGAGACACCUUCACCCAGCAGAUCCUCAGGUACUCCCUCCACUCCCUCUCUCCAUUCCCCUUGCACAGUCACCCAGGAGACACCUUCACCCAGCAGAUCCUCAGGUACUCCCUCCACUCCCUCUCUCCAUUCCCCUUGCACAGGCAUCCAGGAGACACCUUCACCCAGCAGAUCCUCAGGUACUCCCUCCACUCCCUCUCCAUUCCCCUUGCACAGGCAUCCAGGAGACACCUUCACCCAGCAGAUCCUCAGGUACUCCCUCCACUCCCUCUCCAUUCCCCUUGCACAGUCAUCCAGGAGACACCUUCACCCAGCAGAUCCUCAGGUACUCCCUCCACUCCCUCUCUCCAUUCCCCUUGCACAGGCAUCCAGGAGACACCUUCACCCAGCAGAUCCUCAGGUACUCCCUCCACUCCCUCUCCAUUCCCCUUGCACAGGCAUCCAGGAGACACCUUCACCCAGCAGAUCCUCAGGGAGCGUGUGAACAAGCGGCGAGUCAAGGAGAUGGUGAAGGAGUUCACGCUGCUGUGCCGUGGUCUGCAUGGCACAGAUUACGUGGCUGACUACUGACCAGGCUGUGAACCGGCCUGCCCAGCGCUUAACAGACCUGCGUGGGUCAGUUAGACUUCUCCGUAAAAGACAAACGUACUCAACAUGUAAAGAUUUCAGACAGAUCCAAUCAUCGUCUUGCUUGCUCCCCUGGUAUCCUGGCACACAGUGCUGCUGUGAUGUAAACUGAAGACACUUCUUCUGAAGAACAAGAAAAAUUCUUUCCUCUUUAACAAAAAUGUGCGUGUGUAUGUGUGUGUGUG
Polyodon spathula (Mississippi paddlefish) is the source of this 4210-nucleotide messenger RNA. Its product is annotated as importin-13-like. Gene Ontology annotation, biological process: protein import into nucleus. Gene Ontology annotation, cellular component: cytoplasm; nuclear membrane. Gene Ontology annotation, molecular function: small GTPase binding. The transcript has 20 exons. Lineage: Eukaryota; Metazoa; Chordata; Actinopteri; Acipenseriformes; Polyodontidae. The coding region runs from base 575 to 3961 and encodes 1128 amino acids. The record is from RefSeq and is a predicted model, not a curated record.